Messenger RNA from Bufo bufo (common toad), 942 nucleotides. Its product is annotated as olfactory receptor 8I2-like. Bases 1 to 942 code for a protein of 313 amino acids. Gene Ontology annotation, biological process: G protein-coupled receptor signaling pathway. Gene Ontology annotation, cellular component: membrane. The record is from RefSeq and is a predicted model, not a curated record. The transcript has a single exon. NCBI's taxonomy places the organism in Eukaryota, Metazoa, Chordata, Amphibia, Anura, Bufonidae. Gene Ontology annotation, molecular function: G protein-coupled receptor activity; olfactory receptor activity.
AUGACUACAAAGAACCAAACCAGAGUGACAGAAUUCAUUCUAUUGGGUUUCGGAAACCUUCACAGCUUCACUAUUGUAUUCUUCAUUCUUUUCUUGAUCAUCUUUCUUUUUACAGUUAUAAGAAACCUUCUUAUUAUCAUCUUAGUUUCCACCAAUGUCCAGCUCCAGUCCCCCAUGUAUUACUUCCUUUGCCACCUCUCCUUUUCUGAUCUUAUAAUGUCCAUGAACAUUGUUCCCAACAUGCUCGGAUCCAUUUUGUAUGGGGGGAAAAAGAUGACUUUUAUUGACUGCAUCACCCAAUUUUACUUCUUCAGUGGCACAACCAUUACCGAAUGUUUUCUUCUUUCAAUAAUGUCCUAUGAUCGUUACUUGGCCAUCUGCAACCCCUUACGAUAUUCUAGUAUCAUGGACUUCAAGAGCCAGAUCUAUCUUUCACUAUGGCCGUGGUUGCUGGGCCUUACUCUUAAUCUUAUAGGUGUCUUGCCUAUAUCAAACUAUAUUUUUUGUGAUAAAAAUAUCAUUGACCAUUUGUAUUGUGGAAUUUUUCCUCUUCAGAAGCUUUCUUGCUCAGACACGUCUCUUAUAGAACUGGAAAUAUUUCUGUUUUCUAUGCCAUUAUUUAUCCUUCCUUGUGGUUUUAUCAUCGUGACCUAUGUGUAUAUCUUCUUCACAAUAGUUAAGAUCCCAACUACAACCAGCAAACAAAAAGCAUUUUCUACAUGCAGUUCUCAUCUUAUUGUUGUAGGCACAUUUUACGGGACACUCAUAGUUAAACAUAUGAUCCCAUCCAUAGGAAGUGCUUUACUUAUUCAUAAGAUUGUUUCCUUAUUACACACUGUAUUUACCCCUUUGUUUAACCCUAUAGUAUAUAGUCUUAGAAACCAGGACAUAGUGAUGGCAUUAAAAAAGUUGCUCCAUCAAAACUUUUGUUUAGCUUUAUGA